AUGGUGGGAAGUCUCGAUUGUAUGCAUUGGCAGUGGAAAAACUGCCCAACCUCAUGGCAAGGGCACUUCACUGGUUAUAAGGGAAAACCCACAAUCAUUCUGGAGGCAGUCGCAUCAUACGAUGCUUGGAUUUGGCACGCCUAUUUCGGACUUCCAGGUUCCCUUAAUGAUAUUAAUGUACUUGGAAUGUCUCCAUUAUUCAAUGAAAUAUGCACAGGUGAGACUCCUCGAGUUUCGUACCAUGUAGGUGCUAGAGAAUAUGGCCAAUGCUACUACCUAGUCGAUGGGAUCUACCCUAAAUGGGGAUCUUUUGUGAAAGCAAUUAGAAAUCCAAUUACGCCAGAGCAAGCUCAUUUUACAAAGAUGCAGGAGUCAUACAGAAAAGACGUGGAGAGGGCUUUUGGCAUUCUGCAAGCUCGUUUUGCAAUAGUAAGAGGACCCGCCCGUGGAUGGGAUAGAGAGGAUCUCCAAUACAUCAUGAUGACCUACAUUAUUUUGCACAACAUGAUUAUCGAUGAUGAGCGUGAAGAAGAUGAAGAUUCGUCUAUUGACCUCGAUGAUAUCCCCACCAGACCAAGGAAAGCACAAAUAUAUGAGAGGUAUGAGGAUGAUCAUGAGGUUGAGCGCAACCGUCCUGAACUUGAGGAGUUCAUGACCCGUUACCAAGGGGUUAGAUGCCCAAUUGUGCAUAGAGUCCUUCAAGGAUAUUUGGUUAAUCACCUCUGGAACAUAAAGCUGCAAGCAAAGCGGAACCGCAGAUGA
Messenger RNA from Rosa chinensis, 762 nucleotides. RefSeq lists its product as uncharacterized. The transcript has a single exon. Lineage: Eukaryota; Viridiplantae; Streptophyta; Magnoliopsida; Rosales; Rosaceae. The coding region runs from base 1 to 762 and encodes 253 amino acids. The record is from RefSeq and is a predicted model, not a curated record.